Messenger RNA from Dichomitus squalens LYAD-421 SS1, 648 nucleotides. Its product is annotated as fibrillarin-like protein. NCBI's taxonomy places the organism in Eukaryota, Fungi, Basidiomycota, Agaricomycetes, Polyporales, Polyporaceae. Gene Ontology annotation, biological process: box C/D sno(s)RNA 3'-end processing; rRNA methylation. The transcript has 4 exons. Bases 1 to 648 code for a protein of 215 amino acids. The record is from RefSeq and is a predicted model, not a curated record. Gene Ontology annotation, cellular component: small-subunit processome; nucleolus; box C/D methylation guide snoRNP complex. Gene Ontology annotation, molecular function: RNA binding; rRNA methyltransferase activity; histone H2AQ104 methyltransferase activity.
AUGGUGGUUACACAGAACCUGGUCCCUGGCGAGGCUGUCUACGGAGAGAAGCGGAUAUCCAUCGACGGCGGCGUAGAGGGGACAAAGGUCGAGUACCGUGUGUGGAAUCCGUUCCGGAGCAAGCUCGCGGCGGGUGUCCUGAACGGUGUCGAUAACAUUGGUAUCGCACCUGGAAAGAAGGUGCUUUACCUCGGUGCUGCGAGUGGUACUAGUGUGUCCCAUGUUGCGGACAUCGUCGGUCCGGAGGGUACUGUGUAUGCGGUAGAGUUCUCUCUGCGGUCAGGACGUGACCUGAUCAGCAUGGCAAAGAAGCGGACGAAUGUCAUUCCUAUCGUUGAGGACGCGCGUACCCCUCAGAGGUAUCGCAUGCUCCUCUCAACAGUGGACGUUAUCUUCGCCGACGUUGCCCAGCCCGACCAAGCACGCAUCAUCAGCCUCAACGCCGAAUACUUCCUGAAGAACGGAGGCUUCGUCGUCAUCUCCAUAAAAGCCAGUUGUAUCGACUCAACCGUCCCAGCGGAAGCCGUGUUUGCGCGGGAGGUUGAGACGCUCAGGCAGUCAAAGAUCAAGCCUCUCGAGCAGGUCACCUUGGAGCCGUACGAGCGUGACCACGCGAUGGUGACUGGCGUUUACCAGCGUCACUCGUAG